UUGUUAUUACCCUGCUGUGCAGGGAGUCUCUGCAAGUAUACAGCCAGUGCCCUUUGGUUAGUAGGACUGUUACAGUGCGACGACCGAGGACAAUGGAAGACACCAACAUGUACGGUUUGGACCUGCCGCCGCCCAUGAAACGCAGAAGAAGACCCGUUGACGAGCCACCCUCCGCCAACGGUUCACAUAUGCAACACGACCGAUUUUGGUUCUCGGAUGGGAACAUCGUCCUGCGUGUCGAACAAACAUGCUUCAAGAUUCACCGCAACAAGUUAAUGUAUUCCAUUGUCUUUGCAGACAUGCUGGAACUCCCCCAGCCACAGGACGCAGAGAACGUUGACGGGUGUCCGCUCGUUGCCUUUUCAGGGGACUCUGUAGCAGACUGGACAGUUACCCUAAGCUGGAUGUAUAACCGCAGUGCUUUCGAGUCGCGCUCUGCCACGUUCGGUAUCAUUGCCGGAGCGCUUCGAAUAUCCACGAAAUACGAGAUUUCUGACCUGCGCUCCUGGUCCAAGCAACAGCUACUUUCAAGAUGGCCAACGAAUCUUCUAGAAAUGAACAGCAACGCGUUUCCAAAUGCUGCUGAGGCGAUCGCUUUAGCGCGACAGCUGGAUGUUCCAGAAAUACUACCAGCAGCAUUUUACGCCCUUUCGGUGCAGCGCUGGGGAGGGGGAGGCGAUGGAGGGAACAGCCAUCACAUUCUUUCGCCGGAGGACUUGCGACGUGUCAUCGUUGGUCGUGAAGAACUUGAACAACAUCUCGUCGCCAUCCUUACUUGCCCAAUUGGAGAGAGUUUCAUCCUCUGCCGAGAAUGUGAAGCUGUCUUUCAAAAGUGGCUAGUUUCGCGUUUUCUGCAUUCGCCAUACAGGAGUUGGCUAUUGCGCGAACUGAAAGACAUCUUACAAGAGCCGUGGACGGAGUUGUCCUCGUGUUCCUUUUGCCUGUCCACGUUCCGUCAGGUGGUUGCUAAAUUUACAGAUGAACUGCUUCAUACAAUACCCAGGUACUUCAGGCUUUGAUGCAGCUUAUAAUUUGUCAGGUCAUUCCCUCAGGUGAUGGCUUCCGAGUUGGGCCCUUGCCACGUACUAGUACAGGCACAUGUGAUAUAUAAUUCGGAGAGUGUUGGAUUGUCAGUUGAAUUUGGAGGAGGUCUAGACCUGCUCUGUACUGUAUUUAGUGAAUUGACCC
Messenger RNA from Pisolithus orientalis, 1188 nucleotides. RefSeq lists its product as uncharacterized. The coding region runs from base 93 to 1019 and encodes 308 amino acids. The transcript is spliced from 3 exons. Lineage: Eukaryota; Fungi; Basidiomycota; Agaricomycetes; Boletales; Pisolithaceae. The record is from RefSeq and is a predicted model, not a curated record.